Oncorhynchus nerka (sockeye salmon) is the source of this 2460-nucleotide messenger RNA. RefSeq names its product zinc finger and SCAN domain-containing protein 31-like. The coding region runs from base 136 to 1521 and encodes 461 amino acids. Gene Ontology annotation, biological process: regulation of transcription by RNA polymerase II. The transcript has 2 exons. Lineage: Eukaryota; Metazoa; Chordata; Actinopteri; Salmoniformes; Salmonidae. The record is from RefSeq and is a predicted model, not a curated record. Gene Ontology annotation, molecular function: DNA-binding transcription factor activity, RNA polymerase II-specific; RNA polymerase II cis-regulatory region sequence-specific DNA binding.
CACUCCAGCCCAGCAGGACGCGACACUGGAAAAUAUGAUAUUGCUCGUGCAUGGACAAAACUAAAGGUGAAAGGUUACCAAAACGUCGACAAACACAAACGCACGUAGCCGCGUAGUCUGCUUGGAUAAUCUAAAAUGGCUAAAAUACAGUUGUUGAGAAUGUUUCUCAACCAGCGUUUAACAGCAGCGGCUGAGGAGAUAUUUGGGGCUGUUGAGAAAACGAUAGAAGAGUACCAGGAAGAAGUGCAUCGUUCUAAGGAGGAGAACCGCCGUCUACAGAGGCAGCUUGAUAUCGUUCUCAAACCACAAGAGAUACAAUUACAAAGGACAGACCUCCAGCAGCUCUCUUUCACUGUCUUCGAAGAGGAGGUUCCCACUAAGCAGCAACACUGUGAGCAGGAAUGGAGCCCCAGUCUGGGGCAAGAAGACCCAGAGCCCACUCAAAUUAAGGCGGAACAACAGGAGCAACAUAGGACCAGUCAGGAGGAAGAGUUUCAUAAUGACUUUAUCAUAAUUAGCUCUAGUGACUGUGUGAAAAAUGACUAUGAUCAGGAAGAGGACUCAUGUCAGCCCUCACAUCUUUACCAAACCCAAAGUGAGGAAUAUAGACAGGGAGCCUCUCUAACAAGCACUUCAACGGAACCGAUCAAAACAGAACCUGAUGGAGAGGGCUACAUGUCAUUAGAACCAAACAGGGAACCUCAGCUCCUCUCUGCAGUAAAUCCGGUCUGUUCUCCAACCCCAAGUAAAUACAGGGAAGUUGUCAAUGAAGAGGAAAAAGAACCUUGGAUUAGGUUUACACCACUCAAAUCAAAGAAAGCACAGAAAAUAACAAGCCAUAGCUCCGGUAUGUGGAAAAAAGGAAGGAAAUCCACAGAGUCAUCCCAUAUGAACCCACACAGUCAAAGCCUUACUACUCCCUGUUGGUGUGGUGUGUGUGGAAAUAAAUGUAACUCUGUGAGUUUUUUAAUAAAACAUACACGAGAACACACAGAGGAUAUAGGCCUAGAUUGCCUUUGCGGUGUCUGUGGAAAACACUUUGAGUCCAAAGAAAUUCUGAUAGAGCAUCUCCAAACUCACAUGAAAAAUCUUUUUUGUCACUUAUGUGGUCAAUGUUUCAACUGGACUAGUAAUCUGAAAAGACACAUGAUGAUUCACACAGGGGAAAGACCCCAUCGGUGCAGUGACUGUGGCAAAGGCUUCAGGUCGAGUGAUUGUCUGACAAAGCAUAGGAGGAUUCACACAGGGGACAAACCGUUUCCUUGCCCGGUUUGCCACCGUGGUUUUAACAGACGAGAUAACCUGAAAGUGCAUAUGAGAGUUCACACAGGGGAGAGACCGUAUAUGUGUUCUGAAUGCUAUAAAUGUUUUGCAACGUUAACGUCACUGAAUAAGCACCAGACAAUGCACAAUGAGGAACGACCGUAUGUGUGCACCGAUUGCGGUACCCGCUUCAAAGCGCUUGAAUCCCAAAGAAGGCACAUGAAGAGUGUUCACAACAAGAAGGAGAAUACAACAUGACAAUGCCUUGUAUGGGUUACGGUAUCAGAAGAUUGAGGCGCAUUCUAACCGCCAUUGGACAGGAGAACAGCCCUUUAGGACAGACGCAUUGCAUUAUGGAAUCAGUGCAUUAGUUACCAUUACUUGUUAGUAGCCAUUACCCAUUAGUUUACCAAAUGCAAAUAGCAGACAGAAGUUAUUUAUGUGCCCGUGCUUCCAAAGUGUCACAGUCUGUAAAUUGUUGAAAGCCAAGCUCAUUUUAUUUUCAUAAAUCCACCGUGGGAUGCAUUUAAUUGGCUGGCAGGAUGCAUGGAUCCGGCAUAACCCAAAUCCAGGCCUACACAAACCCAACCCCCGAACUGAAGUUAGCAUUUUUUUUCUCAAACUCAGCUAGUCAUUCAUUUGUGUGCUAUUCGGCUUUUCUCCAUUCCUCUUGGUGAUUUGAGAGACUUCCAUGGUACAUUUGGCCUUUGACUGUGAUGCUGCAGACUGAACCUACACUAUUAUCUGUGAGGUUCUGAACACAUGACUGAAUUCACCCGAGGACAUUCUUCAAAAAGUACUUGGCAUGAAUUUAAAAUUCAAUGAGAAGCGAUAGGAUUUAAACCAAUCAUGUAUUUUUUUUUAUUGGAUAGCUAUUAACAAGACUGACUGACAACUUCAACUUGCUGUUCAAAACAAGAAGAUUCACAUAAUGCUGCAUUCUCGCCUGCAGCUCAUCAUAAAAUACAUAGCAUUGCUGAAAAAUAUGACAUGUGAGAUAUAACAUUUGCAAGACAUUUGAGUUUCUGAUAUGGUGGUGCUGUUCCAGACAUUCCUUCUUUUUUUUUAAUGGGGAUGCACAUCUUGGAAGAUUAAAACACAUAGGAACACUUCACCAGGCUUUGUGAGAUCUGAUUAUCUGUGCAACACGAUUGCAAUAAACACGACCUGGAACGGACCCUGCAGGUCAUUUAUGAA